AUGAACAUAGUUAGCGAGCAAGAAGAUCAUAGAGCUACAAAGAAAGUAAAGAAUAGAGAAAGAAGAACGGAAGACAAUGAGGAUUCUCAGCAAACAGAUGGCAUGCAAACAGAAGAUGAUCUCCAAGAUGAUGAAGAUGCGGCUAUUGAACGUCCCAAGAGUCCUGGGAUGAUCUCAUAUGUUGCCAUGGCUGCUAGUGGAACGCUCAUGAACAAGAAUCCGCCUGUAAAGAUGCAUGAAGAAGAGAUAAUUUUUCAAGAAGGAGAUGUUACCAUGGAUAUUUUGGGAGAUUAUCCUAAAAUAAGUUUCUCUAACCGUAUCCAUGAUUUGAUUGAUAGAAACAUGAAGCAAGUUAUUAUCACAAGACUGUUGGGGAAGAAGAUAGGCUAUAAAGCACUAAUUAACAUGAUUCAUGCUUUAUGGAAACCAAUUGGAAAUUUUAACUUGAUCGAUCUAGAUAAUGACUACUUUUUAGUGAAAUUUGAAAAUCUUAAAGAUUACACGAGAGUGCUUACUGAUGGUCUUUGGAUGAUUUACGGAAGUUACCUGACAGUUCAACCAUGGUCAAGAAACUUCACCACCGCUGAAAAGCAUCCAUCUCAUGUAAUUGCUUGGCUGAGACUUCCUGGUUUACCCUUCAGGUAUUGCAAUACUGUUCUAAUUAGGACUAUUGUGAAUACGAUUGGAAGAGUCAUCAAAUUUGACUACAAUACAAAAGCUGGAGAAAGAGGCAAAUUUGCUAGAAUUGCAGUUGUGAUCGAUUUGAAUAAGCCCCUUAUUCCAUGCGUGGGAAUAUAUGAUUUUAUCCAAAAGAUCGAAUAUGAAGGUCUGCAACAAAUCUGUUUCAAAUGUGGUACCUAUGGGCAUGUGAAAGAAUCCUGCCAAACCAUUCAAGAAGAUAAACAGAUGGAAAGAACCAAUUCUGAAAAUGGUAUUAAAUAA
Hibiscus syriacus is the source of this 942-nucleotide messenger RNA. RefSeq lists its product as uncharacterized. The record is from RefSeq and is a predicted model, not a curated record. NCBI's taxonomy places the organism in Eukaryota, Viridiplantae, Streptophyta, Magnoliopsida, Malvales, Malvaceae. Gene Ontology annotation, molecular function: nucleic acid binding; zinc ion binding. The coding region runs from base 1 to 942 and encodes 313 amino acids. The transcript has a single exon.